This is a messenger RNA of Endocarpon pusillum Z07020, 1905 nucleotides long. RefSeq lists its product as uncharacterized. NCBI's taxonomy places the organism in Eukaryota, Fungi, Ascomycota, Eurotiomycetes, Verrucariales, Verrucariaceae. The transcript has 3 exons. The record is from RefSeq and is a predicted model, not a curated record. Gene Ontology annotation, molecular function: long-chain fatty acid transmembrane transporter activity; long-chain fatty acid-CoA ligase activity. The coding region runs from base 1 to 1905 and encodes 634 amino acids.
AUGGCACUUGUAGCGACAGCCGCGGUGGCUGGAGGAGCAGCUAUCACCGCUUACCUGAAUGCUAAAUACCACCUGGGGAAAGACCUGGAUGUGCUCAUUCUUCUCAAAAGAGCACAGAGAGACUACGAUAAAGCUGUCAAAGAAGAUCGUUUGUCCUUCUGGUACCUCUUCGAAGCAGCAGCAGCAAAAGAUUCAAAUGCAACAUGCCUCUGGUCACGAGAAGGCACAUACACCUGGACGGAGACUCGCGCACUAGCCAUCCAGUAUGCGCAAUGGUUCCUGUCCCAAGGGGUUCAACCCGGACAGCUUAUCGGCUUCUACCUCACGAAUCAGCCAGAAUUUAUCAUUUGCUGGUUAGCGACGUGGUGCAUCGGUUGCGCGCCAGCCUUCAUCAACUACAAUCUCGAAGGUACAGCUCUAGAACACUGUCUGAGCAUUUGCGGAGCCAGACUCCUUCUGGUCGACCAAGACCCAGCUUGCCGUCAGCGCGUUGAAAACAGUCGCACCAACAUCGAAAACCAAAUGGGAAUGGCAAUCCACAUCCUCGACUUUAGUCUUAAGCAUACAAUCUCCAGAAUCCAAAUAGAUCCACCCUCGGACAGCUGCCGCGCCGGUACAAAAGGUUCUUUCCCAUUAUGCUUAUUAUACACAUCUGGCACAACUGGCCUACCGAAAGCGUCUGCUUUUACCAUUUCUCGGCAUCGUCUUUCGGGCGCACAUCUUAGACCCUCCUUUGACGGCCGACCUGGCGCAGGCGGAGACAGAUGGUACGUCUGUAUGCCCAUGUACCACGGGACAGGAGCGUUUUCUAGUAUCAGCUGCUUGCUCCAGGGAGUGAGUGUCGCUAUCGGCAAGAGAUUCUCCGUCUCCAAAUUCUGGAGGGAUAUCCAUGAUUCUGAAGCUACUAUCUUCGUCUAUGUGGGCGAGACGGCGCGGUACCUGUUAAAUGCACGCCCCGAUCCGCUUGAGAGAGAUCACAAGAUCCGAGGCGCGUUCGGGAACGGGUUGAGGGCCGAUGUAUGGGAGCGGUUUAGAACGAGGUUCAAUAUCUCCGAGAUUUUUGAGUUUUUCAAUUCAACGGAAGGUAUGUUUAUCCUCCAGAAUUGGGACAAGGGUGGGUGGUUAGGUCCGUGUGUCGGACACCACGGCUUGAUCAUGAGAGCGCUUCUCCACAACAUCUACAUCCCCGUCCUCAUCGACCACGACACAGGCGACGUAUGGCGUGACCCGGCCACUGGCUUCGCACAGCGCACAAAAUACGAAGAAGGCGGCGAGAUCCUUGUGAAAGUUCCCAAUAAACAAGCCUUCCAAGGCUACUGGAACGCAGAAGAAGCAACCGACAAGAAAUUUAUCCACGACGUCUUCAAGAAGGGCGAUAUCUACUACCGCACCGGCGACGCGCUCCGCCGCCUGCCAGACGGGAGAUGGUACUUUUUAGAUCGGCUAGGAGACACCUUCCGCUGGAAGAGCGUGAACGUCUCCACCGCCGAAGUGGCGGAAGUCCUUGGCCGUUUCCCCGGUGUGGUGGAAGCAAACGUCUAUGGUGUGCUUGUGCCCAAUCAUGAUGGUAGGGCUGGUUGCGCGGCUUUACUCGUCGAGGAGAGUAAGAAGGAAGGGUUUGAUUAUAAUGCGCUGUUGAGGUUUGCGAAGGCUCGAUUGCCGAAAUACGCGGUCCCGGUUUUCGUGCGGGUGGUGAGGAAGAGUGCUCACAUUCAUAAUCUGAAGCAGAAUAAAGUGUUGUUGAGGAGGGAGGGGGUGGAUCCGCGGAGAAGGGGGUUGGAGGCUGGGGAGGAAGGGAGGGAUGAUGGACUCCUUUGGUUGGGGGAAGGGAGGGAGAUGGAUGGUUAUGUGGAGUUUACGGAGGAGGGGUGGAGGAGGUUGGAGAGAGGGGAGGCCAGGUUAUGA